Messenger RNA from Guyanagaster necrorhizus, 811 nucleotides. RefSeq lists its product as uncharacterized. Bases 377 to 652 code for a protein of 91 amino acids. NCBI's taxonomy places the organism in Eukaryota, Fungi, Basidiomycota, Agaricomycetes, Agaricales, Physalacriaceae. The transcript has 3 exons. The record is from RefSeq and is a predicted model, not a curated record.
CGAUGGUGAGCCUUUUGAUUGUGGCCUUGGCUCUAUCUGACUAAAUCAUGUUCCAGGCCAUGGUGGUGCGCAUACAGCCGAAUAUGCUGCCGCCAAUCUUCCCCGGCUGAUCGAGGAGGCACUGCGCGAAGUCGUCAAGGAGUGCCUACAUCGAUCCCGGGAUACUCUCGUCAGCAAGGUGAAGAAGGUCUUGCGACAACGGAUCGAGGAUUUCGACCAAGCAAUAGGCGACGCUGUCAAGAAUCUGUGCUCAGACUCCUUCACUCUGAACUACCUGCAAGUGGUGGCUCUUGUCGACGCUAACAAAGGGAUUCUCCAGCGAGCAUUUUCCGGCUCCAUGCUGGUGCUGGCUCUUAUCGAUGAGGAGUGAGAGAACAUGUGGUUAGCUGGACUAGGUGAUUCAACUGUUGUAAUAUCCUGUGAAGAUCCUGAUGGGAUAGGAUAUGAUGAGGGCCUCCUUACCCUUCAUAGCACAUGUACUCCAAAGGAGUAUCUUUCUAUUGCCAUGAUGCAUCCCUCAGAGGAAAAGGAGACCAUAAUGGAAAAUGGUCAGUUGUUGGAUGUGGUACCAUACACAAGAGGUUUGAGUGACUAUAGUCCCAAGUUCCCAUCAGAGUUCUCAACAGAGCUCUUCUUCAAACUCCUGAGAUGACAAUGACUGCAACACUACUGGAAUGGCAUUUGAUAUUACAAUGUGAUGCCACCAUAUGUCCUGAACCCAUCCAGCACCCAUUUCAUCAACCUCACUGAGCUUUGACUGCACAAGUCAACCUUGGUUCUAUAUACCCAUGGUGUCAAUGCCAUUGUGAAU